AUGGAGAUUGACACGAUCCCAAUUGGUUCAUGCUCUAAAGAGGACCUGAACAUGUACCAAGAGUGGUUCAAUUAUGCAGAUGCAGAUGGUGAUGGCCGCUUUACGGGGAGUGAAGCCACUAAGUUUUUCGCCAUGUCCAACUUGUCUCGGCAAGAACUUAAGCAGGUGUGGGCUAUUGCAGAUUUAAAGCGAGAAGGAUAUCUUGGUUUCAAAGAAUUUGUCAUUGCUAUGCUGCUAAUUUCCUUGGGACAAUCUGGGCAUCCAAUAACACAUGAUAGUGAUGCUUUUCUGAAAAAUCAAAAACCACCCACGAUGGAGGGUUUGGAUGGACUACUUGCAAAGAGAAAGCGGAAACAAAAAGAUAAAGAUGUGAAUGGUAGUUCUCAGCCAUCACCCUCAGGUAAUUGGUUUUCUGCAAAGUCAACAAAAAAGGUUCCUUCUUCCUCUGUUACAUCAGUUAUCGAUGGUUUGAAGAAACUCUACAAUAAGAAGUUGAAGCCUUUAGAAGUUGCUUACCGCUUUAAUGAUUUUGUAUCUCCUUUACUGACAGAUAGUGAUUUUGAUGCCAAACCUAUGGUUCUACUUUUGGGUCAGUACUCAACUGGGAAAACAACAUUUAUCAAACAUAUGCUUAAUAGUAGUUAUCCAGGAGCUCAUAUUGGACCUGAGCCAACAACUGAUAGAUUUGUUGUUGUCAUGUCUGGACCUGAUGAGAGAAGUAUUCCUGGUAAUACUGUUGCUGUCCAAGCCGACAUGCCAUUUAGUGGUCUUACAACUUUUGGCACAGCUUUUUUGUCCAAGUUUGAGUGUUCUCAAAUGCCCCAUCCUUUACUGGAGCACAUUACAUUUGUGGAUAGUCCUGGAGUUCUAUCAGGAGAAAAGCAACGGACACAUAGAGCAUAUGAUUUUACUGGUGUAACAUCUUGGUUUGCUGCUAAAAGUGAUUUGAUACUUCUUCUGUUUGAUCCUCACAAGCUUGAUGUCAGUGAUGAGUUCAAGCGUGUGAUAUCAUCUUUAAGGGGGCAUGAUGAUAAAAUUCGUGUGGUUUUGAACAAGGCAGACCAAGUUGAUACUCAACAACUAAUGAGGAUUUAUGGUGCUUUAAUGUGGUCACUUGGGAAGGUGCUGAAUAUUCCUGAAGUCAUGCGCGUGUAUAUUGGCUCCUUCAAUGACAAGCCUGUAGGUGAUGGUGUCAGUUGUCCAAUUGGUAAUGAACUCUUUGAAAAAGAACAGGAGGAUCUUCUUUCUGAUCUGAAAGAUAUACCAAAGAAGGCUUGUGAUAGAAAAAUCAAUGAAUUUGUAAAAAGAGCUAGAGCUGCCAAGAUACAUGCUUAUAUUAUCAGUCAUCUUAAGAAGCAUAUGCCUGCUAUGAUAGGCAAAGCAAAAGCUCAACAAAAGCUCAUUGAUAACUUGGAUGAUGAAUUUGCAAAGGUACAAAAGGAGUUCCAUCUACCUCCUGGUGAUUUCCCAAAUGUUGAUCAGUUCAAAGAGACCUUGAGUGGUUACAACAUUGACAAGUUUGAGAAAUUGAAACCAAAAUUGAUACAAUCAGUGGAUGAAAUGCUUGCUUAUGACAUUCCUAACCUCUUAAAGACUUUUAGAAAUCCAUAUGGUUAAGUUUGCAGGCAAUUUUGAC
Gastrolobium bilobum is the source of this 1636-nucleotide messenger RNA. Its product is annotated as EH domain-containing protein 1-like. The transcript is spliced from 16 exons. The coding region runs from base 1 to 1617 and encodes 538 amino acids. Gene Ontology annotation, molecular function: protein binding; GTP binding; calcium ion binding. Gene Ontology annotation, biological process: endosomal transport; endocytosis. Gene Ontology annotation, cellular component: cytoplasm; intracellular membrane-bounded organelle; plasma membrane. The record is from RefSeq and is a predicted model, not a curated record. NCBI's taxonomy places the organism in Eukaryota, Viridiplantae, Streptophyta, Magnoliopsida, Fabales, Fabaceae.